CGUGGUGGCGCGCAGAUGUGCCACGUGCUGACGCAUUCCGGACAAUGCUGUGCCGUGGAGUGUGGCCAUUGUGCAGGGAGUGCCUUACUCAGUAUAAAAGGAUCAAGAUGCGCUGUGGACGGCAUACUUCGUGCAAUCCUGCCGCGGUGCACUACUACUACCAUGAAAUCCUUCGUUUGCUUCCUGACCCUCGCCGUGCUGCUGGCGGUGGCCUCUGCAGGCUACGUGAACAGCGGCUGGUCCUCUCCCUACUCCGGCUGGUACAACCGCCCGGCCUAUAGCCGCCUCUCCUACGCGCCGUCCUACGGUAGCUACGGCGGAUACGGCGGCUAUGGCGGCUACGGCGGACACGGCUACAGCGGCUACGGCGGCUACGGAGGAUACGGAGGCUGGAAGGGCGCCGGCUGGAACAGCGGCUGGUGGUGAGCACCGGAGCUGAUCUCCGCGCGACACAAAAACACCGUAUUAUCGUUGAUUGGAGAUUCAUUUAAUUAUUAAUACUAUUGGAACUUGUACCUGAUUAAAUUAGUCUAUUCGCAAA
This is a messenger RNA of Manduca sexta (tobacco hornworm), 541 nucleotides long. It is a transcript of the gene CPG5, whose product is annotated as glycine-rich protein-like. The record is from RefSeq and is a predicted model, not a curated record. The transcript has 2 exons. NCBI's taxonomy places the organism in Eukaryota, Metazoa, Arthropoda, Insecta, Lepidoptera, Sphingidae. The coding region runs from base 16 to 426 and encodes 136 amino acids.